CACGUGCAAGCAGCCGGCAUAUGUCAUGGCGGCCGGACGUCUCUUCGGGGCUACGCGGACGUGGGCCGGUUGGGCGACUCGGGAGCAUCUAGACUUCACAGCUCCCAGAAAACUGCUGAUCCGCGAGUAUGCCAAAAAACCGGUCAUGAAGGGCGCCAAAGGUGGCAAAGGUGGCAUGGUCAGCCAGGUGCUGAAGGAUCCAGACGUGUGUACAGACCCCGUCAAGCUCACCACACACGCCAUGGGCGUCAACAUCUACAAGGAGGGCCAGGAUGUGGUCCUGAAGCCGGAUGCUGAGUAUCCUGAGUGGUUGUUCCAGAUGAACGUGGGCCCCCCAAAGACACUGGAAGAGCUGGACCCGGAGAGCCGGGAGUACUGGCGCCUCCUGCGUAAACAGAACAUCUGGAGACACAAUCGGCUGAGCAAGAACCAGAAGUUCUAGCGGGGGGGGGGGGGCGGCGGUGCAGGGACUGGGUCCAGGUAACCCCUGGCACUUCAAGAGAAUGGACACUCUCCACUGCAGGGCGCAGGGGGCAGCCCUGUGUGGACAUAGGGAGUCUGGGCCAGUCCUGCCCAGGUUAAUAAACAUGUCCUGGUCAA
Molecule: messenger RNA, 600 nt
Organism: Dipodomys ordii (Ord's kangaroo rat)
Lineage: Eukaryota; Metazoa; Chordata; Mammalia; Rodentia; Heteromyidae
Gene: Mrpl54
Product: mitochondrial ribosomal protein L54
Exons: 3
Coding region: 26-442 (138 amino acids)
Cellular component (GO): mitochondrial large ribosomal subunit
Molecular function (GO): structural constituent of ribosome
Source: RefSeq, a predicted model, not a curated record